Brienomyrus brachyistius is the source of this 3934-nucleotide messenger RNA. Its product is annotated as NACHT, LRR and PYD domains-containing protein 3-like. The record is from RefSeq and is a predicted model, not a curated record. Bases 47 to 3586 code for a protein of 1179 amino acids. Lineage: Eukaryota; Metazoa; Chordata; Actinopteri; Osteoglossiformes; Mormyridae. Gene Ontology annotation, molecular function: protein binding. The transcript has 11 exons.
UGUGAGAGACCUCGGCAAGAAUCAUCUGCUCUGGAUCAGCAACAAAAUGGAGGAACCUGCUUCGGAAAUGAGCCCCUCUAUGGAGCGUAAAACAAAGGGGACUGAGAGUGUCCUGAUGGAGAGAGCAGACUCCCCUGUACCCAGCUGUGUUUCCAUGAAGAGUGACAGGUCAAUGCCCCCCCCACUCAACUUCAGAGAGGGACCUUUACCUUCAGAUCAAAGAGACCAAAUGGCUGAAUGCAGAUCAGAUCUACAGGAUAAACUGGGUUUAUCAUUCAUAUUGAAGUCACUAGAGGAAAAUGCUGUGAGGUUCCUGAAGGAUGAGCUGAAGAAGAUCAUGAGGUACCUAGAUCAGAAUUACCCAGAAUCCUCUGGGCCUCAGCUGGAGGAGGACAAUGACCUGGACUGUGAUGGUCAGAUGCAGAAGACCUGUGGUAGAGAGGGAGCUCUGAAGAUCACACUGUACAUCCUGAGGACCAUGAAGCAAAAUGAUCUUGCUGACAUGCUGGAGAAGAGACAGCUCAUGCUGCAACAUCAGCAGGAAAUCAAAUGUAAACUUAAGAAGCAAUUUGAGUGUGUAUUUGAAGGGAAAGCUAAGGAAGGACAGCCAACACUUCUCAGUGAGAUUUACACAGAACUCUACAUAACUGAAGGUGGGACUGGAGCAGUAAAUGAGGAACACGAAGUAAGACAGAUUGAAAUAGCAUCCAAGAAAAGGCGAACAGAAGAUACUACAGUCAAGUGCAAUGAUAUAUUUAAACCCUUAUGUGAGCGUGUGACACCUAUCAGAACUGUACUCACUAAAGGGGUGGCAGGUAUCGGAAAAACAGUCUCUGUGCAGAAAUUUAUUCUCGACUGGGCAGAAGGAAAAGCAAACCAGGAUGUUCACUUCAUAUUUGCUCUUCCUUUCCGGGACCUGAAUUUGAUUAAGGGUGAAUACAGUCUGAUUGAACUGCUUCACCACUUUGUCCCAGAACUGAAAUCAUUUCAAUCCACUGAGCUGUUUAGGUACAAAGUCUUGUUCAUCUUUGAUGGUCUUGAUGAGUGUCGCCUUCCUCUGGAUUUUCAGAACAAUGAGAGCUGGUUUGAUGCAACAAAGAAAACGUCACUGGAUGUGCUGUUGACUAACCUCAUUAAGGGGAAUCUGCUCCCAUCCACUCUCCUCUGGAUAACCUCCCGGCCAGCAGCAGCCAAUCAGAUACCUGCUAAGUGUGUCCAUCAGGUGACAGAGAUACGAGGGUUCAGUGAUGCCCAGAAGGAGGAGUAUUUCAGGAAGAGAUUUAGUGAUCAGAGCUUGGCCAGCAGGAUUACCACACAUGUGAAAUCAUCAAGGAGCCUCUUCAUCAUGUGCCACAUACCUGUGUUCUGCUGGAUUUCAGCCACUGUGCUUAAGAGGCUUUUUAGUGAGACUGAUAGGGGAGAAAUUCCAAGGACUCUGACUGAAAUGUACACACACUUCCUGAUCUUUCAGACAAGUUUAAAAAAUGACAAGUAUAUGAAAAACCAUGAAACUAAGAUUAUGGAAUACAGCAAGGAAUUCCUUUUAAAACUUGGUAAACUUGCUUUUGACAAUCUUGAGAAAGGCCAUCUCAUAUUUUAUGAGCAAGAUCUGACAAGGAAUGGCAUUGAUGUCACUGAAACUUCAGUUUACUCUGGAGUCUGCACAGAAGUCUUUAAAGAGGAGUAUGGGUUGUACCAGGAGAAGGUGUACUGCUUUGUGCAUCUGAGCAUCCAGGAGUAUUUCGCUGCUUUAUAUAUGUUUCUGUCAAACUCAUCAGCUGACCUCCUGAAGACUGCAGUGGAUCAGGCAUUAGAGAGCAAGAAUGGACACUUGGACCUCUACCUCCGCUUCCUCCUGGGCCUCUCAACAGACUCCAGUAAGACUCUGUUACAAAGGCUACUGGGGCCGACAGAAACCAGCUCACAUACCAUUAAGGAAACAGACCAAUACAUCCAUCCAUCCAUUUUCCAAACCACUUAUCCAUCAGGGUCGCAGGAGGUCCAGAGCCUAUUCCGGAAGCCAUGGGCACAAGGCAGGGAACAACACAGGAUGGGGGGCCAGCCCAUCACAGCCGCCCAAUACAUCCAUCCAUGCAAUUUCCAAACCUCUUAUCCAUCAGGGUCGCAGCAGGUCCAGAGCCUAUUCCGGAAGCCAUGGGCACAAGGCAGGGAACAACCCAGGACGGGGGGCCAGCCCAUCACAGCCGCCCAAUACAUCAAGGAGAAAAUAAAGGAGAAUUUAUCUCCAGAAAGGACCAUCAACCUGUUCCACUGUCUGACUGAGCUGGGUGACAAUUCUCUAGUAGAGGAAGUACAAAGAUACCUGAAUUCAGGAAACAUUUCAGCAGAUGACCUCUCACCUGCACAGUACUCAGCUCUGGCCUUUGUGAUGCUGAUGUCAGAUGAGGAGCUGGAUGUGUUUGACCUGAAGAAAUACAUCAGAUCGGAUAAACAGCACUGCAGGCUGCUGCCUGUGGUCAAGAACUCCAGGACGGCUCUGCUGAACAGCUGUGAUCUCAUAGAUAAACACUGUGAAGUGCUGUCUUCAGCCCUAAGAUCAAACUCUCCCCCCCUGAGAGAGCUUGACCUGAGUGAUAAUAACCUGAAAGAUUCAGGAAUGAAGCUGCUCUCUGCUGCACUGGAAGAUUUACACUGUAAACUGGAGAUAUUGAGGGUGGGCCGGUGUGAACUCACAGAGAAAUGCUGUGAGGCACUGGCUUCAGCUCUCAGAUCAAACUCCUUACCCCUGAGAGAGCUGGACCUGAGUAACAAUGACCUGCAGGACUCAGGAGUGAAGCUGCUCUCUGUUGGACUGGAGGACUUACACUGUAAACUGGAGAUACUGAGACUGUCAGGCUGUAGAGUCACAGAAGAAGGCUGUUCUUCCCUGGCUUCAGCUCUGAGGUCAAACCCCUCACACCUGAGAGAGCUGGAUCUGAGCUACAAUCACCCAGGAGACUCAGGAGUGAAGCUGCUCUCUGCUGUACUGGAGGAUCCCAGCUGUAAACUGGAGAAGCUGAAUGUGGAUCACGGUGGAGAGUGCAGGACCGGACCAGGCUUACAGAAAUACUCCUGCCAGCUGAUGCUGGAUCCCAACACAGCAAACAGAUUCCUGUCUCUGUCAGGGGGGAACAGGAAGGUGACAGGGGGGGCAGAGCAGCCAUAUCCUGAUCAUCCAGAGAGAUUUGACAGCUGGAGCCAAGUUCUGUGCAGAGAGAGUCUGACUGGUCGCUGUUACUGGGAGGCUGAGUGGGAUGGAGAUGGAGCCUGGAUAGGAGUCACUUAUAAAGGGAUCAGGAGGAAAGGAGGGAGGGACUGUGGGCUUGGAGCCAAUGACAAGUCAUGGAUGCUGUGCUGUGAUACUGACAGAUACUACGUCCGGCACAAUAAGAAAAAGACUCUCAUACCCAUAAAGCCCUCAGGCUCCCGCAGAGUAGGAGUGUAUCUGGACUGGGGGGCUGGUGCUCUGUCCUUCUACAGAGUCUCCUCUGAUGGACUGACCCCCCUGCACAGAUUCACCUCCUCAUUCACUGAGUCCCUCUAUCCAGGGUUUUGGGUUUAUAGAAACUCCUCAGUGUCACUGUGACAUGUUGCUGGUUCUGCUGGCAAAAACGUAAAAUCUCUGCUUUUUAACCUUUAUAAUACUUUUUACUCUGAAAUGUACAGAACUGUGCAAAAGUCUUAGGCAGGCAAAGAAAAUGAUGUUUAGAUUAUCCUCCUGUUGGUGUAAAACUAUGAUAUGAUGCCUGUCAAAGUGUGUCAGCUUCGCCAUUUCAGAACCUCUGCUAAAAUCAUCCUAGUAUUUGCAGUGACCGUCCAGUGCAGCCAUGUAUUUUUUGACUUGGCCACUAGCAGACCUCAUACAGCUAGUCAAUCUCUCACUGACUUUUUAAAGUGAUAUAUUUCAUUAUUUAAUUGAGCUGUUGGUGAAAUU